Molecule: messenger RNA, 3157 nt
Organism: Notodromas monacha
Lineage: Eukaryota; Metazoa; Arthropoda; Ostracoda; Podocopida; Cyprididae
Source: the annotation of a GenBank genome assembly
UUUUUCGUAUGUUCUCAAGCGAUUUUUUUUGUGAACUGAACAACGGUCGAAAUCGUAACACGCAGUUUCUUCUCGCGGGAAAUGGAAGCAGCGUGAAUCUCUGAUCUCCGGUCGUUUAUCGUGUCAAGUUCUGUGUUGUGAAAAAUGGAUGCGAAAAACAGUGUGUUCACAUCGGCAGCCAUCGCGGCCGUGCAAAUAAGCGUUUUUAUAUACGAUGUCGUCACGUAUCCAGUUUACACCCUUUUGGUGCAACCAUGGAACACCAUCAACAACGCUCGGCGGAAAAGGGCGAAAGUCGUAGAGACCAAAUCGAGUCACAUAACUUACCGAAGCAUGACACCGAUGAAGCAGUUGCAGAUCCAGCUUAGGGACGAAGGAAUUGAUACUAUGGUUGGAGUAUUUUCGCAUGCCGUUCGUACGCAUCAUGCUCUACCUGCUCUUGGUACGAGGCAACUUCUGGAGGAAAAGGGAGAAGAACAGGCUGAUGGACAAUCCGGGAUUUGGGCAACAUGUUCCAGACAUCCCGAAAGCGACUUCGCGCCACUAAUGCUUCAAUUGAGAAGACUUGACCUUUUUUGUUUGGGAAAAAUUUUGCAGUUCGUGCUGGGUGAUUAUGAGUGGAGGACCUACGCUCAGAUAGACCAGCAGUCGACGAAUUUCGGAUCGGGUUUGAUUUCUCUCGGACAAAUGCCAAAGCGGAACGUUGUUAUUUUGGCUGAAACGAGGACUGAAUGGCUUGUCGCUGCCUAUGGCUGUAUGAAGUUCAACAUUCCAAUUGUUACUCUGUAUGCGACUUUGGGCGAAGACGCUCUGGCUCAUGGGAUCAACGAAACGGAAGUGACGCACAUCAUUACCUCGUAUGAAUUGUUACCGAAGUUCAAGAAGAUUUUGCCGAUUACUCCGAAAGUAAAGCAUGUUGUCGUCAUGGAACAUCAGCUUCAUGAGUCGAAAUUCGACGGUUUUCGCCCGGAUGUACAGUUCACCGCUUUCAAGAAAGUCAUCGAAAUCGGAGGAGGAGCUGAUGAGAAACCCAGUCCACCGAAACCUUCAGACACCGCAAUCAUUAUGUACACCAGUGGGUCUACUGGAACACCGAAGGGAGUCGUUCUGACGCAUUGCAAUUUGGUGGCAUCCAUGGUGUCGUUUUCUGCGCAACUUGACUUUUUGCCGGACGAUGUUUUCAUGGGAUUUUUGCCUCUGGCUCACGUACUUGAAUUGCUAGCCGAGUCCGUAUGUUUGUUGGUUGGAGUCCGGAUUGGUUAUUCGAGUCCCUUGACCAUAACGGAUACAGCCAGUAAAAUUAUGCGCGGAUCGAAGGGAGAUGCGACUGUGUUGCAACCGACGAUCAUGGCUUCAGUACCACUUAUCCUCGACCGAAUCUAUAAAGCCAUCACGGAAAAGGUGAGCAAGGGUUCGCCGCUUCAGAGGGCGAUAUUCAAGUUCGCCUUUGAUUACAAACGAAGAUGGGCCAGCUAUGGUUACACGACUCCGAUGCUGGACAGGAUCAUUUUUGGCAAAGUGAAGGCCAUUGUUGGAGGACGUUUGCGAGGAAUUGCUGUGGGUGGAGCCCCGUUGUCACCUGAGACGCAGGAAUUCAUCAGAACUUGCUUGGGAUGCAAAGUGGUGCAAGGAUAUGGUUUAACGGAAACUACUGCUGCUGCCACUCUUCAGUCUUGGGAUGAUAUGAACUUGGGCUCUGUGGGUUCCCCCUUAUCUUGCUGCGACAUCAAGCUGGUGAACUGGGACGAAGGCAACUACAAGGUGACGGACUCUCCGAACCCACGGGGCGAGGUGCACAUUGGAGGCGACAAUGUAUCGAUGGGAUACUACAAAAACCCGCAGAAAACGGCCGAAGACUUUUACGAAACGCUGGAUGAAGUUAACGGAGGCAUCAGGAGAUGGUUCAAGUCGGGAGACAUCGGGGAAAUGCUUCCGGAAGGCGUUGUUAAAAUCAUUGAUCGAAAGAAGGACUUGGUGAAGCUGCAGUACGGCGAGUACGUGUCCCUCGGAAAGGUGGAGACGGAAUUGUCGACUCUCCCUAUCGUGGACACCAUUUGCAUCUACGGCGACCCUACGAAGCUGUUCACGGUCGCCUUGGUCGUCCCGAACCAGAAACAAAUUGAGGCCAUGGCCGCCAAAAUCGGCGUCGCCGGCGACUACGACGCGCUCUGCAACUCUGAACGCAUGUCUGCCGAAGUCCUCAAGGAGCUCCAAGCGCACGGAAAGAAAUGUCGAUUGGAGAAAUUCGAAAUCCCACAAGCAGUGACUCUAUGUUCGGAAAUGUGGACACCCGACAACAGUCUCGUGACAGCAGCCUUCAAACUACGUCGGCUGAACAUUGAGAAGCGGUACAAAGAAGACAUCAAUAGGAUGUACAGUUGCAGCGGUUGAUGCAAGCGUUUCGAUGAUGGUCGCAGAAAAGAAAAAAAAAAAGAGAAAAAGGAAAAACCCUAGCACUAAUCUUGCUUAGCCAAUUUGAGACUGGCCUCUUGUAAUUUCUCUCAUUUUCCCCCUUUUUCGUUGUUGUUGUUCUGUAUUGUUUUCUCCUUCUUCCCUCGUCGUCGUCGAAUCCAUUCAUUCAUUCAUUCCUUGAGUGUCCAGGGAACAAAAUAUUUCGUCGCCCGAGAAUUUCUCCCUCUCGCGAAAAAAGGGGCUUUAGUCAGAAUAGUUGGGAAACAAAAAUGCGUGCGAGUUAUUUUUGGGUGGAAUGGUCCUAAUUUGUAUCGAUUUCUUGAGGCAUUAUAGGCUCACACGAUGCUGACAGUGAAUUUUUAAGCUUUCAUUUCUCUCUCUCUCCCCCCCCCCCCCCUGGACUUUCUAGCGGCGGAAUCAAAACGCUAAGUCUUGACAUUUUGUAUACCGCUUUAAGCUGGUGUGAGGCUGGUGUGUGUUUUAUUUUGUUUCCUUUCUUGCUGCUGGGUUGUGGGAUUUCGCAGGAACAUGUGUCAUCCGUUGACCUUGCUUUUGGGUUAUUCCGGCUUGUUGGACGCGACUGGUUUUCUGUUUUAUUUUAUUUAUUCUUUGCCCCGAGGGGUUUCUCAAAGGUCCUCAUCUAAUUCACCUAGGCAUCAUUGGCAAUUUGAGAGAGUAAUGUCUUACUCUUGAAAAAAUAAUAGGACCUAGUCAUUGAAUUCAGUGCCUGGAAGUUAUUUUUUAG